UCACAAAUAUUGCCUCCUGAAGAUGGCACCUCCACAAUGAGGAACAGCCCCAUCUGAUCCAGCUCUCCCUCUUCCAUUCUCCAGGAAUGAAACGAGAGCCUGUGCAGCAGGAAACAAUUCCCUGAAGGAAGCAGUGAUUCUGUGCCAGACUCUGCUGCAGGAAGGGAGGCCAUGCCAGGCACAGUAAAACAAGAUAAGGUUGCUGGCAAGGCUUCUCCAUUAGCUUGGCUAUAUAAAGUUUUGAAGCACACUGGGCCUCCUGCAGUUACAGGUGUGUCUGCAGGGAGGACUUUCCCAGCUCCUUUGCUGAUUAGUGUGCAGAAGCCCCACUUCCAUCGCAGGGGUCCUCUGAGUGACAAACGUACAGGAGAGAAGGAAUCACUGGAGUCAAACAACAUCUGGAAACAAAUUGUGGAGGAACUGCAGAAAGGGCCUGACAUGGACAUACAGGUUCUGUGGAAGGCAGCAUUUCCUGCAGGCAGCGGUCACUCGUCGGCAGCCUCUGCUGCAGGAAGGAAUGGGAUGGCACACAUGAGUACGGGCCCAGACACAGGAGAUUUGGUUGCUGGGAAGGCUCGUUCCUUAGCCUUGAGAUAUGAAGAUUUGAAGCCCUCUGGGCCACCUGCAGUUACAGGUGUGUCUGCAGAGAGGAUUUCUCCAGCUCCUGGGCUGGAUGCUGCACACAAGCCUGACUCCCAUCCCAGCGAAAAGACCAAACACACCUCAGAGAAGAAAUCCCAGGAGCGAUUUGAAGUCAUGUGGAAAAUGCUGAAGGAAUGCUACAGGGAGGACAAGGUGGGUCCAUGUCCCUCAGCUUUCUCCUGACACUCAGCAGCCGGGGGCUUUC
This is a messenger RNA of Cyanistes caeruleus (blue tit), 847 nucleotides long. NCBI's taxonomy places the organism in Eukaryota, Metazoa, Chordata, Aves, Passeriformes, Paridae. The record is from RefSeq and is a predicted model, not a curated record.